Messenger RNA from Pectinophora gossypiella (pink bollworm), 1041 nucleotides. RefSeq lists its product as uncharacterized. The transcript is spliced from 8 exons. Bases 1 to 1041 code for a protein of 346 amino acids. The record is from RefSeq and is a predicted model, not a curated record. NCBI's taxonomy places the organism in Eukaryota, Metazoa, Arthropoda, Insecta, Lepidoptera, Gelechiidae.
AUGUCUAUAAUACAUGCGUUGAAGGUGGCGUGGUCAGCGGCGGUGGGCAAGGGCGAGACGGUGGUGGCGGCGCUCACGAGACUGGACGACGAGAUUGCCAGUAGUGAACGCUCGCACCCCGCCGCACGACUCGCAGUCGUUACUGCUGAGAUGGAGAGUAUACACCAGGAAAUCAAAACAUUCGAGGAGACAACCAGUGCUGUGACUAAUAAAGAUAACUACGCCAAAACUAUCCAUCAGCUGUUCGUAAGUCUAGAUCUGUACAGACGUCCCGUGUUGGCCUCAGAAAAUGAGGACUUUAUUGCAAAUGUAAAUAGAAAGGAGAUGCGUCGCCUGGAGCUGAGCUGGCUGCAGUCACGCUACAAUGAGCUGCAGCGCGAGCGCCGCGUUCUGCACGCACAGAUCCUGCGCACACGCACGCUAUACGCACAACUUUACCAGCUUAUUGACAGCGUAUGGGGCAAUACCCUGCGACCAGGUACGCCACUAGAAACCGCGCUGUCGAGAGCAAGCGCCCUGCGUGAUGCGCUGGCCUCUGUGAGCACGAAGCUCCGCGCCGCCGCUGAAUAUGCGCACGCGGCCGCGCGCUUGUUGGAUGAUGCUUUGCCCGCCUGGAAACUCACCUCAGUUGGCAAGAGCGGGUGGGAGCGCACUGCAGCAUGCGCGGACACAUGCGCUUUGUUGGUGCGCGCGCGCUGCACGGAGCGCGGCGCGCGGCGCGUGUUGUCCGCGCCCGCGGCGCCCCGGGCAGCACGUGCGCUGCGGCUGGCACUCGACUACGCGUUUACAGACGCUCUCCACGAUCAAAAAUAUCAACGAGCGACUGAAACAUUCGUGCAGUUCAAAGAAGCUCUCAUACAACUCAUAAAUUCUAUUCAUCAGGUGUUAUUGAACAACUUGGAGAACCUCGCGGUGGCAGAGAAGGACGUGGUCAAGUACCGUCGGCAGCUACGGGCGGCUAGAGUCAACGCUAUCGUACAACGUGGGCUGGCCGACUUGCACUACGAGCCCAGAGCACUCACCACGUUGAAAAGCCAAUGA